Molecule: messenger RNA, 1827 nt
Organism: Oldenlandia corymbosa var. corymbosa
Lineage: Eukaryota; Viridiplantae; Streptophyta; Magnoliopsida; Gentianales; Rubiaceae
Source: the annotation of a GenBank genome assembly
CUAAUUAACUCAAUAAAAUUAGGGAGUUGGCAAGCAAAACCGGAAAGCAGUAUUUCAAAGUAGGCCACCAGAAGUCAAAAACUAGUAAUAGUGAUUAGGGAAUCACUGGCAAUGUCGUUUAUUUUAAGGGCCUGUUGUUGUAUUCAAAUAUCUAUGUAGGAAUAUUCAUAUUGUUGAAGGAAAAAUUGCUUAAUUAAAAAACUGCCAUGAGAUCAAGUAUAAAUACCCCCGUAACUACAUCAUUUAGUUCAAGUAAUCAAGGUUCACUAUAAAAACAGUCUAGUAAUUCAUCAGCAAAUCAGUUAUCAUUUAUACUCAACAACAAAUCAAGAUACUUACUUUCUAUUAAAAAAAAAAAAACCCUUCAACCAAAUCAAGUAGAAGAAGAAGAGAUGUCUAGCACAGUCGGGCAGGUCAUUCGUUGCAAAGCUGCUGUUGCAUGGGAAGCAGGGAAGCCUUUAGUCAUCGAAGAAGUGGAGGUGGCACCUCCUCAAAAAAUGGAAGUUCGUCUCAAGAUUCUCUUCACUUCCCUUUGCCACACUGAUGUUUACUUCUGGGAAGCCAAGGGCCAAAAUCCCGUCUUUCCACGAAUUCUAGGCCAUGAAGCUGCAGGGAUUGUGGAGAGUGUGGGAGAAGGUGUGACAGAACUUGAGGCAGGGGAUCAUGUUCUCCCUGUUUUUACAGGGGAAUGCAAAGAAUGUGCUCACUGCAAAUCAGAAGAAAGCAAUAUGUGCGACCUGUUGAGGAUCAAUACGGACAGGGGCGUAAUGCUUAGUGAUGGUAAAUCCAGAUUCUCCAAAAAUGGACAGCCAAUUUACCAUUUUGUGGGCACAUCCACAUUUAGUGAAUACUCUGUUGUCCAUGUUGGUUGUGUUGCCAAAGUCAAUCCCCUUGCUCCUCUUGAUAAAGUUUGUGUUCUCAGUUGUGGAAUCUCCACAGGCCUCGGCGCCACAUUGAAUGUUGCUAAACCGAAAAAGGGCUCAUCGGUGGCUGUCUUUGGUUUGGGAGCUGUUGGCCUUGCUGCUGCAGAAGGGGCAAGAUUAGCUGGUGCUUCAAGGAUAAUAGGUGUUGAUUUGAAUCCUGCAAGGUUUGAGGAAGCAAAGAAGUUUGGGGUGAAUGAAUUUGUGAAUCCGAAAGACUACGAUAAGCCAGUUCAAGAGGUGAUUGUUGAGAUGACUAAUGGAGGGGUGGAUCGGAGUGUGGAGUGCACCGGAAACAUUAACGCCAUGAUCUCGGCUUUCGAAUGCGUCCACGACGGAUGGGGAGUGGCUGUUCUGGUUGGGGUGCCACAUAAAGAAGCAGUCUUCAAGACACAUCCUGUGAAUUUCCUGACUGAGAGGACUCUCAAGGGUACCUUCUUUGGAAAUUAUAAGCCUCGUUCUGACCUGCCCUCUGUUGUAGAGAAGUACAUGAACAAGGAACUGGAAUUGGAAAAGUUUAUCACUCAUGAAGUAUCAUUCUCGGAGAUUAACAAGGCAUUUGAGUUCAUGCUUAAAGGAGAAGGCCUCCGUUGCCUAAUUCGGAUGGAGUGAAUGAGUGAUGAAUUUGCAUUUCUUUCAUAAUAAAAAUGUUGUGAUUUAAUCUUCUUGAACUUGUGCACCAAAUGGCUCCGGCCCAGUGGCUCCGUAUAUUGUGUAGUGUUAUUCUGGUCAUCUUGGUUAGGAGGAGAUUUCUCCUUCCGUGUAAAAUUGGCCAGAAUUAUCUUUCCUGAGAGUGAAUAAUGUAUCAUGAUUUUUAUACAAUGGAAAAGUGGAUCUUUUAUCUAAAUCCAAAAAUAAAAAGUAAAGAAAAGAAGAGUGGGUCAUUUUAGUGGCAGGCACUUGGUCU